AUGUUCAAACCCGCAAGAUUGGGUCUAUUGGCCAUUCUCUCUUUGAUCGUUCUCGUUAUUCACCUACCAGGGGCUUUAUCGACGCCAUUGGAGAUUUCCCCGCGUUCCUCUGACCACGAAUUUGGGCCCGGAAAACGGGGAGCCGUUGCGAGUGAAAGCUCAAUCUGCUCAGGACAUGGUACCAAAAUUCUGGAAAUGGGUGGCAAUGCUGCCGAUGCUCUCAUUGCGACUGAGUUUUGCGUGGGAGUGAUUGGAAUGUAUCACAGCGGAAUCGGCGGCGGUGGCUUCAUGCUUGUCCGAUCACCCAACGGCACUGAUGAAUUUAUUGACUUCCGUGAGACGGCCCCAGCGGCGGCCUUUCAGGAUAUGUACAAAAAUAAUACCGACGCAUCUCUUUAUGGUGGACUUGCAAGUGGUGUUCCCGGUGAGGUUCGAGCUCUAGAGCAUGUGCAUAAGAAAUAUGGCUCUCUGCCUUGGUCAACAUUAGUGAAGCCCGCAAUCCACACCGCGCGGGAUGGAUUCCCAGUGACUCCUGAUUUGGUCAAAUAUAUGAAUUCUGCAGUGGGCACCGGAGAAGACUUCUUGUCUAAAGAUCCAAAUUGGGCUCUCGACUUCGCUCCAAACGGGACCCGGCUGGGCCUGGGGGACAUCAUUACCCGCAAGCGCUACGCUAAUACACUGGAAGCCAUUGCAGAGGGUGGGGCUGCUGCAUUCUACUCGGGUGCAAUUGCUGAGAACACCAUCAAAGCAUUACAAGCAUCAAAUGGUACUAUGACCCUUGAAGACUUGGAAAAUUAUUCGAUUGAAAUCCGCAAUACGUCUCAGAUUGACUAUCGUGGAUAUACUGUCACCAGUACCACGACACCCUCGAGUGGGUCUGUCGCGUUGAGCAUUCUCAAAAUUUUGGACACAUACCGUGGCCUCUUUUCCGAUGAGAAGGCAUUGAACCUGAGUACUCACCGCUUAGACGAGGCCAUUCGCUUUGGCUAUGGCGAGAGAACCGAGCUUGGUGACCCUUCAUUUGUGAAGGGUAUGGCGGAGUAUGAACGCGAUAUGUUGAAAAAGUCAACGAUUGCCGAUAUUCGAUCUAAGAUUUCGGAUACGCAUACUCUGAACGUUUCCGCAUAUGAUCCGUCGGGUCUGGAAAGUUUAGAUACGCCAGGAACCUCCCACAUCGCGACAGCGGACCAUACUGGCAUGGCAAUCUCAGUUAUCACCACUAUCAACACACUAUUCGGAAGCCAGGUCCUAGUCCCGGAGACUGGUAUCAUUAUGAACAAUGAGAUGAACGAUUUCUCAAUUCCCGGGUCCUCGAAUUCCUUUGGGUACAUCCCCUCUGAGGCCAACUAUAUCCGACCGGGCAAGCGGCCCCUCUCUUCUAUUACACCCGCCAUCGUGACAAAGAAGGACGGAUCACUUGUGCUGGUGACUGGAAGUGCUGGUGGCAGUCGAAUUAUCACAGCUACUGUCCAGAACAUCAUUCACGUCAUUGACCAGGGGCUAUCAGCCGCUGAAGCGCUCGCCAAACCUCGUCUCCAUGAUCAGUUGGUUCCCAACCAAGUCACGUUUGAGUAUGCUUAUGACAACUCAACUGUUGCUUUCAUGAAAAGCCUUGGUCAUAAUGUCUCAUGGGUGGCUCCUGGACAGAGCACUGCACAGGCCAUCCGGGUCUUGCCUAAUGGCACAUUCGAUGCCGCCGGAGAACCCCGACAGCUUUCUUCGGCUGGUUAUUCUGUGCCAUAA
Penicillium waksmanii is the source of this 1743-nucleotide messenger RNA. Its product is annotated as gamma-glutamyltransferase. Gene Ontology annotation, molecular function: glutathione gamma-glutamate hydrolase. Gene Ontology annotation, biological process: glutathione catabolic process. Lineage: Eukaryota; Fungi; Ascomycota; Eurotiomycetes; Eurotiales; Aspergillaceae. Gene Ontology annotation, cellular component: plasma membrane. The transcript is spliced from 7 exons. The coding region runs from base 1 to 1743 and encodes 580 amino acids. The record is from RefSeq and is a predicted model, not a curated record.